Molecule: messenger RNA, 252 nt
Organism: Knipowitschia caucasica
Lineage: Eukaryota; Metazoa; Chordata; Actinopteri; Gobiiformes; Gobiidae
Source: the annotation of a GenBank genome assembly
AUGGUGUCUGCACGGCUCAGCUAUGCACCGGCAGAGGGCGGGGCUCACAUCACCUCUGUAGACUUUCACACAAGUCUCAGUACAAUCAACACACCAGGACUACUUCACAUCCAAUGCUUUGCACAUUUUCAACACGGAUUUCUGAAUGGCCUUUUCAAACGGGAAGUUACAAGUCAUUUUACGUCUUGUUCUACUUUACGCAGGUGUCACAAAUGCAAUGCAAGUAACGGAAACCGGGCCUCAGACGAUUAA